Molecule: messenger RNA, 1332 nt
Organism: Exophiala bonariae
Lineage: Eukaryota; Fungi; Ascomycota; Eurotiomycetes; Chaetothyriales; Herpotrichiellaceae
Exons: 2
Coding region: 1-1332 (443 amino acids)
Cellular component (GO): cytoplasm; nucleus
Molecular function (GO): zinc ion binding
Source: RefSeq, a predicted model, not a curated record
AUGGCUGAAAAUCACUCUGCCGGCGUCCUCCACGCCGACCCUAACGAGACGGGAGUGUAUGAGAUUGAAAGUUUAUGUAUGAAUUGUCGUGAUAAUGGCAUGACACGAAUUCUUCCGAUCAAGAUCCCUUUCUUCAAAGAGAUACUACUCGAGUCCUUUACGUGUGACCACUGUGGAUGGAGAAACAAUACCGUCAAGAGCGCAGGACAAAUUCAAGAGAAGGGAUCCAAAUUCACUUUCAAGUUAGAAGACACAAAGGAUUUUCAACGGCAAGUCGUACGAAGUGACACGGGUGUCUUCCGUGUCGAAGACCUCGACCUGGAAAUGCCUUCAGCUCCCGGACAAUUCACCAAUCUCGAAAGCAUGAUAUCCAAGAUUCAGACGGAUUUGGCCUACGAUCAGCCGGCGCGAAAGGAAGCCAAUCCUGAUCUUUAUACGGCCUUGGAUGGCAUCAUCCAGAAACUCACAGCUAUGUUGGACGGUACAGCUUUCCCCUUCACCGUGUCCCUGGACGACAUUUCCGGUAACUCGUUCAUUGAGCCUUCUCCGUCGGACAAGGAUUCCAAGUACAGCCGCCAUGAUUACCUUCGUAGCCACGCUCAGAAUGUUCAGCUCGGGCUCGCGACCGAGGAUGAUCAAGCCAGCCCCGAUGGUGGCGGUAUGGAAGGAGUUGACAUCGUUGACGAUGAGGUAUACGAAUUACAUGCAGAGUGUCCGGCAUGCUCCAAACCAUGUACGGUCAAUAUGAAGAAGACCAAUAUUCCGCACUUCAAAGAGGUCAUCAUUAUUGCCACGGUCUGUGACCACUGCGGAUACCGGACAAGCGACGUCAAAACGGGUGGUGAGAUUCCUGAGAAAGGCAAAAGAAUCACCCUUGCAAUCAAGACUUUGGAAGACAUGUCCAGAGACAUCCUGAAGUCGGAGUCUUGUGCACUGCGCAGUUUGGAUCUGGGCCUCGAAGUGCAACCUGGUACACUUGGUGGACGCUUCACGACAGUAGAAGGAUUAUUGACCCAAGUGCGAGAUCAACUACGGGGCCAGAUAUUUGAUGUUGGAAACGAGGAUCUCGCCGGCGGGGACUCUAUGACUUCUGACACCAAGACAAGAUGGGAUAAAUUUUUCGAUACGUUGGACCGCGCAAUCAAAGCCGAAUUCCCGUACUCAAUCACACUGGAGGAUCCAUUGGCCAACUCGUUUGUGCAGAAGAAUGUGGACGAUGGAGAUGACCCUCAGAUUACUACUGAAGAGUACGAGAGAUCCGAGGAAGAGAUGGACGACCUUGGACUCAACGAGAUGAAGACCGAAGGUUAUGAGGAAAGCAAUGAUGAUUGA